CCCCCCUCCUCCAUGCAUCCUUCUUCACUUCGCUGAGGAGAAUGCAGCAUUUACGAUGUGAAAUGGACUCAGAAUCAGCCUCCCACCUCUCCCGCCUCAGAAGCAUCCCCUAGCCCCCCCCACCCCAGUACUCUCCCUCACACCAAUUGACGUGGUUCAUCCCUCAUGUUCACUGUGUGCGUGUAGUCAAAACGCACCAACACACUGAGCCAUCAGUACCCCCCCAGCACCCCCGCUUCCUAGUCCCCCAGGCGACGAUGGAUGCAUGCAAACCAUGCACGGAGCACUUUCUGCCGCACUUGACGCUGGAUCGGUAAACGGGAUGCAGAAUGACUCGACGUCCAUUUUGGAAUGGCCUAGCAUGACAUCUCACAAUGCCAGCGGGGCCAACGCCAGCGGGCCCGGCUCGGGCGGCGACACGUACCGGCCGUUCUCGCUGUUCAGCGUGCUGACGCUGACACUGCUGGCCAUGCUGGCCGUGGCCACUUUCGUGUGGAACCUGUUGGUUCUGGUGACCAUCCUGCGGGUGCGCACCUUCCACCGGGUGCCGCACAACCUGGUGGCUUCGAUGGCCAUCUCCGACGUGAUGGUGGCGGCGCUGGUGAUGCCGCUGAGUCUGGUUCACGAGCUGAAUGGACGCCUGUGGAAGCUGGGCCGAGUGCUCUGCCAGGUAUGGAUCUCCUUUGACGUGCUGUGCUGUACGGCUAGUAUCUGGAACGUGACGGCCAUCGCUUUGGACCGCUACUGGUCUAUCACGCGCCAUCUGGAGUACACCCUGAAGACACGCAAGAAGAUCUCCAAUGUGAUGAUCGCCCUGACGUGGCUACUGUCGGCUAUCAUCUCGCUCUCGCCGCUCUUCGGCUGGGGCGAGACAUACACCGAGGGCAUGAAGUGCCAGGUGAGCCAGGAGCCGUCUUACACCAUCUUCUCCACCUUCGGCGCGUUCUACCUGCCACUCUGCGUGGUGCUCUUCGUCUACUGGAAGAUCUACAAGGCGGCCAAAUUCCGGAUUGGCUCCCGCAAGAGCAACACCAUCACACCCAUGGCAGAGGUGAAAGAGGAGGCCCGGCAGCCCCAGAUGGUGUUCACGGCGCGCCACGCCACCGUCACCUUCCAGACGGACGGCGACACGUGGCGCGAGCAAAAGGAGAAGAAGGCGGCACUCAUGGUGGGGAUCCUCAUCGGAGUUUUCGUGCUUUGCUGGAUCCCCUUUUUUAUCACCGAGCUGAUCGUGCCGCUGUGUUCCUGCGACAUCCCGCCCAUCUGGAAGAGUAUCUUCCUCUGGCUUGGUUACUCCAACUCCUUCUUCAACCCGCUCAUUUACACAGCUUUCAACAAGAACUACAACAACGCCCUGAGGAACCUCUUCUCCAGGCAGCGUUGACCCAAAAGACUACCGACCGGACACUGUUCGCCGUGUCGUUUUUGGUGUCACCAUCCUAGCCAGACUUCUCCAAAAAGAUGACUGAAUGCCAAAGGAAGAAUGCUUUGCUAGUACGGCGGCAAACGCUUCAAUGCGGCCGGGAGAUGGUUGAAAGGAGCGCCAAGAGACGGUUAAGAGAGUUAAGACUUCAAUUCGCGUGAAAUGAUGUAAGCGGUGUUUCUAAAUUCAAAUACA
Molecule: messenger RNA, 1618 nt
Organism: Hippocampus zosterae (dwarf seahorse)
Lineage: Eukaryota; Metazoa; Chordata; Actinopteri; Syngnathiformes; Syngnathidae
Gene: htr5ab
Product: 5-hydroxytryptamine (serotonin) receptor 5A, genome duplicate b
Exons: 4
Coding region: 266-1384 (372 amino acids)
Biological process (GO): adenylate cyclase-activating adrenergic receptor signaling pathway
Cellular component (GO): plasma membrane
Molecular function (GO): G protein-coupled serotonin receptor activity
Source: RefSeq, a predicted model, not a curated record